Molecule: messenger RNA, 3687 nt
Organism: Capra hircus (goat)
Lineage: Eukaryota; Metazoa; Chordata; Mammalia; Artiodactyla; Bovidae
Product: zinc finger protein 14 homolog
Exons: 6
Coding region: 617-2299 (560 amino acids)
Biological process (GO): negative regulation of transcription by RNA polymerase II; central nervous system development
Cellular component (GO): nucleus
Molecular function (GO): DNA-binding transcription repressor activity, RNA polymerase II-specific; RNA polymerase II cis-regulatory region sequence-specific DNA binding
Source: RefSeq, a predicted model, not a curated record
ACAUUUCCCAGAAGGCUCGGCUGUGCUAUUUCUCCCCGCUUGCGGUCUAGUUCUUUUCUUCCAGAGCCUGUUCAACUCCCGGGGAUAGUAAGACAAUCCAUUUUUAAACGUUUCACAGUGGGCUUUCUUGGGAGUCACGGCCCGAGGCUAAGCCAGGCUCUGUGAGGCCUCCGGUGGGCGGUUUGAUGAGGGGGAUGCAACCCUUUAGGCGGAGCUGCAGCUGAUUUCUGCUAGAAAUCCGGUUGACCGGUAGCCAUCUUGUCAGCCACAGGGAUGUCUCUGACUACACUUCCCAGAGGACUCCUCGACAAGAACGUGAUUCUCGCGUGAGUUCAGCCUCAAAGUCACGCGCUGGCGGGACCCUCAGGUCCGCACCAGCUAGUGUUACCUUGUUGUGGAAGGUUCAGCUUUUUAGGAAGCUUGGGAGACCUGAGGUGGGGAACCAGAGAAGAGGGCGGGGCCGGAGCUUAGGCCUUGUACCGCUCGCUAAGAGAGAUCAUUGGCUUUAAAAGAGAGGAGCAGAUCCUCCAGAUGGAAGAAUUCAGCCUGGGAGGUUACCAUCUAGGGGAAAAGAUGAAGAGCGUUGGGAAUGUGACAAGCAUAUGAAGCUAUUGAGAUGAGAAGUUUCCUGCCCAUUCUGCUUGACAGCUCUGCUUCUUUCCAAAAAAGGAGCCCAGGGAAGAACUGGUCCUUUUCUGCAAAUAUCAAAGCCAUGGCUCAGGAGUCAGUGAUGUUCAGUGAUGUGUCCAUUGACUUCUCUCUGGAGGAGUGGGAAUUCCUGAAUUUGGAACAGAGGGAUUUGUAUAGAGAUGUAAUGUUGGAGAACUACAGCAACUUGGUCUCAUUGGGAUGCUUCAUUUCUAAACCAGAUGUGAUUUCCUUAUUAGAACAAGGAAAAGAGCCCUGGAAUGUAGUGAGGAAAGGAAGAAGACAAUAUCCAGAUUUAGAGACCAACUAUGAGAUCAAGAAGUUAUCUUCAGAAAAUGACAUUUAUGAAAUAAACUUAUCCCAGUGGAAAAUAAUGGAAAGAAUUAAAACCCAUGGCCUUAAGAGCUUCAUUUUAAAAAAUGAUUGGGAGUCCAAAAGAAGAUUUGAAGGACAAGAGGAAUAUUUCAACCAAGUGAAAAUCACAUCUCAAAAAAUGUCCCCUUACCAAAAACGCUCAUCUCUUUCCUCACGUCAGAGAAUUCAUUAUGUCGAGAAACCCUAUGAAUGUAAGGAAUGUGGGAAGGCCUUUAGAGUACGCCAACAACUUACAUUUCAUCAUCGAAUUCAUACUGGUGAGAAACCUUAUGAAUGUAAGGAAUGUGGGAUGGCAUUUAGACAGACAGCACAUCUUACUCGACAUCAGAGACUUCAUUCUGGUGAAAAACUCUAUGAAUGUAAGGAAUGUGGGGAAUCUUUCAUGUGUGGCCCAGAACUUAGAGUACAUCAGAAAAUUCAUAUUGGUGAGAAACCCUAUGUAUGUAAAGAAUGUGGGAAGGCCUUCAGAGUUCGUGGACAACUUACUCUCCAUCAGAGGAUUCAUACUGGUGAGAAACCCUAUGUAUGUACAGAAUGUGGGAAAGCCUUUAGGCAGUAUGCACAUCUUACUCGACAUCAGAAGCUUAAUAUUGCUGACAAACUCUAUGAAUGUAAAGAAUGUGGGAAGGCCUUUUUGUGUGGGUCUGGCCUUAGAGUACAUCACAAACUUCAUACUGGGGAGAAACCCUAUGAAUGUAAAGAAUGUGGGAAGGCCUUUAGAGUACGACAACAACUGACACUCCAUCAGAGAAUUCAUACUGGUGAGAAGCCCUAUGAAUGUAAGGAAUGUGGAAAGACUUUUAGUCGUGGUUAUCAUCUUAUUCUUCAUCACAGAAUUCAUACUGGUGAGAAACCUUAUGAAUGUAAGGAAUGCUGGAAGGCCUUUAGUCGUUACUCACAACUUAUUUCACACCAGAGUAUUCAUAUUGGUGUUAAACCCUAUGACUGUAAGGAAUGCGGGAAAGCCUUUAGACUACUCUCACAACUUACACAACAUCAGAGUAUUCAUAUUGGUGAGAAACCCUAUAAAUGUAAGGAAUGUGGGAAGGCCUUUAGAUUGCGCCAAAAACUUACCCUACAUCAGAGCAUUCAUACUGGUGAGAAACCUUUUGAAUGUAAGGAAUGUAGGAAAGCCUUUAGACUUAAUUCAUCUCUUAUUCAACAUCUGAGAAUUCAUUCUGGUGAGAAACCUUAUGAAUGUAAGGAAUGUAAGAAGGCCUUUAGACAACAUUCACACCUUACCCAUCAUCUGAAAAUUCAUAAUGUAAAAAUAUGAGAAUGCUUUGUCAGUCCUGUGUUGUAGAACAGUCUGUGAAUGUAGUAAUUAGUCCCUUUUGCUUCAUUCAUGCACCUGACUUGGCAUAAGGGGGUUUGUAUCAUUAACAGAAUGUGUUAAUUUAAUGUAUUCCAUCAUCACUCAGAUCUGAGAAUCUUCCCAUUCAUUCUACAAACUCAUCUUAUUAAUAUAACAAAUGUGGGGAAGACAUUUAUCAUCAUCUGUAGCCCAUCACUUUCCUACUUGUGUUACACUGAACAAGAUGCUUAACUGCUCCAUACUAUAAUUUCUUCAUUUAUAAAACUGUAAUACUGUGGCAGAGUAAAAAUUGCUGCAAAUUAUUUGACACUCCAUCCAUCAAGAAGUAAAAUCCACAUGCUUUCCCUGAGAAUCUGGGUCAACUGACUGCUUUGAGCAGUAGAAUAGUAGAAGUACUGCUGUGCUGGUUUCUGGACCCAGAUUUUACUGGUAGAUUUUACCUUAUCUCUUGGAAUACUCUCUCGAGACCUUAAACUGUUAUGUUAAAAAGUCUGGCUACUCUGCUGAAGACACCACAUGAAAAGGCCCUGAGACUACCUAGAGAAGGAGAGGCACUCUACUGUGCCGUCUUCCAGAUAUGCCCACGAAAACACCAGAUAUUUGAGUAAACAGUUUUGGAUGCUCCAGACCAGCCAUCAGCUAAGUUCCUACAGGUGACCUCAGUUGAUGCCAUGUAGAACAAAAAAAUUGACCAUCUGAGUCCCUACCCAAAUUCCUGACCCACACAAUCAUGAGAUACAAUGGUUGUUAUUUUAAGCUACUAAAUUUUGUUUUAUUAUGUUACUGUCUUGAAAAUCCAUAUGAAAGACUAUGAGCACAAUGAAUAUAGAAAUGCCUUCUAUCAACACUCAUCAGUUACUGAAUGCCAGAUAACUUAUUCAUUUUAAAAAUAUUUUUUAUUUUUAUUUAUUUUUUUGGCUACCCCAGUUCUUAGUUGUAGCAUGUGAACUCUUGUAGCAUGUGGGAUCUAGUUCCCUGACCAGGGAUCAAACCCAGGCCACUUGCAUUGGGAGUGUAGAGUCUUAGCCACUUGACCACCAGGGAAAUUCCAACUUAUUCUUGCUAAAAUUCUUGAAAGUAAGUUCUUUUUCAAUUUGUUCAUAAAAAAGAAGAUAUUCUAGGGACUCACCUGGUGGUCCAGUGGUUAAGAUUCUGCACUUUCACUGCAGGGGAAACGGGUUCCAUCUGUAGUCAGGGAACUACAUGCUCUGUGGCAUGGCGGAAAAAACCCAAACAAGCAAAAAAGAGAAGAUAUUCUACAAUCGUAUGUUCUCUGUCUCAGUAUAAAUUUGAUUUAAAAUUAACGAAGGAGGGAUGGACCUAGAGAUUAUCAUACUAAGUGAAGUAAG